UCUGGUAGCAGCGAGUUCGAGCCCUACUCCCGCUCCGCUUUGGUUCUCUCUCCCUUGGCCUGUGGGCCUUCGGACACCCGUCCCGUCAGCUCGUUGCGCUUAGCGCUCUCUCCCUGCCGCCAGGAUGCCGGUGACGGAGAAGGACCUGGCGGAGGACGCGCCGUGGAAGAAGAUCCAACAGAACACGUUCACGCGCUGGUGCAACGAGCACCUGAAGUGCGUGAACAAGCGCAUCGGGAACCUGCAGACCGACCUGAGCGACGGGCUGCGGCUCAUCGCGCUGCUCGAGGUGCUCAGCCAGAAGCGCAUGUACCGCAAGUACCACCAGCGGCCCACCUUCCGCCAGAUGCAGCUGGAGAACGUGUCCGUGGCGCUCGAGUUCCUGGACCACGAGAGCAUCAAGCUCGUGUCCAUCGAUAGCAAAGCCAUUGUGGAUGGGAACCUGAAGCUCAUCUUGGGCCUGGUGUGGACACUGAUCCUCCAUUACUCCAUCUCUAUGCCUGUGUGGGAGGAUGAAGGGGAUGAUGAUGCCAAGAAACAGACACCAAAGCAGAGGCUGCUGGGAUGGAUUCAGAACAAGAUCCCCUACUUGCCCAUCACCAACUUUAACCAGAAUUGGCAAGAUGGCAAAGCCCUGGGAGCCCUAGUAGACAGCUGUGCUCCAGGUUUGUGUCCAGACUGGGAGUCCUGGGACCCACGAAAGCCUGUGGAUAAUGCCCGAGAAGCCAUGCAGCAGGCAGAUGACUGGCUGGGCGUCCCGCAGGUCAUCACUCCUGAAGAAAUUAUUCAUCCUGAUGUUGAUGAGCACUCGGUGAUGACUUACCUUUCUCAGUUCCCCAAAGCCAAACUCAAGCCAGGCGCUCCUCUUAAACCCAAACUCAACCCAAAGAAAGCCAGGGCAUAUGGCAGAGGGAUUGAGCCCACUGGAAACAUGGUAAAGCAGCCAGCCAAGUUCACUGUGGACACCAUCAGCGCCGGGCAGGGAGAUGUGAUGGUGUUCAUUGAAGACCCUGAAGGGAAUAAGGAAGAGGCACAGGUGACCCCUGACAGUGACAAGAACAAGACAUACUCUGUUGAAUACCUGCCUAAGGUCACCGGGCUUCACAAGGUCAUAGUGCUCUUUGCAGGACAGCACAUCUCCAAGAGCCCAUUUGAAGUGAAUGUUGACAAGGCCCAGGGAGACGCCAGUAAAGUCAUUGCAAAAGGCCCAGGCUUGGAAGUUGCAGGGAAUAUCGCCAAUAAACCCACCUACUUUGACAUCUACACAGCCGGAGCUGGUGUGGGUGACAUCGCUGUAGAGGUUGAAGAUCCCCAAGGCAAGAACACUGUGGAGGUGCUCAUGGAAGACAAAGGCAACCAGGUGUAUCGGUGUGUGUACAAACCAAUGCAGCCUGGCCCCCACGUGAUCAACGUUUCCUUUGCUGGGGACAAUAUUCCCAAGAGUCCUUUUAUUGUGCAGGUUGGAGAAGCUUGCAGUCCAAAUGCCUGCCGGGCCAGUGGCAGAGGCCUGCAGCCCAAAGGCAUUCGUAUCCGGGAGACUGCGGACUUCAAGGUGGACACCAAAGCUGCUGGAAGUGGGGAGAUCGGCGUCACUGUGAAGGGUCCUAAAGGCCUGGAGGAGCUGGUGAAGCAGAAAGGCUUUCUGGAUGGGGUCUACGCAUUUGAAUAUUACCCGAGUACCCCAGGCAAAUACAGCAUUGCUGUCACAUGGGGAGGACACCACAUUCCCAAGAGCCCCUUUGAAGUUCAAGUUGGCCCUGAAGCAGGCAUGCAGAAAGUUCGAGCUUGGGGACCUGGUCUCCAUGGCGGGGUUGUUGGACGCUCAGCAGACUUUGUGGUGGAGUCUAUUGGCUCUGAAGUGGGAUCUCUAGGUUUUGCCAUUGAAGGCCCUUCCCAGGCAAAGAUCGAAUACGAUGACCAGAAUGAUGGAUCAUGUGAUGUCAAGUACUGGCCCAAGGAGCCGGGAGAAUAUGCCGUUCACAUCAUGUGUGAUGAUGAAGACAUUAAGGACAGCCCAUUUAUGGCCUUCAUCCACCCUGCCUCAGGAGACUACAACCCAGAUCUGGUUCAAGCAUAUGGACCAGGUUUGGAGAAGACUGGGUGCAUCGUCAAUAACCUAGCUGAGUUCACUGUGGACCCUAAAGAUGCUGGAAAAGCCCCCUUAAAGAUAUUUGCUCAGGAUGGAGAAGGCCAACCUAUCGAUAUCCAGAUGAAAAGCCGGAUGGAUGGCACAUAUGUCUGCUCAUACAUGCCAGUGAAGGCCAUCAAGCACACCAUUGCUGUGGUCUGGGGAGGUGUGAACAUCCCACACAGCCCCUACAGGGUCAACAUUGGGCAGGGUAGCCAUCCCCAGAAGGUCAAAGUGUUCGGGCCAGGUGUGGAGAGAAGUGGUCUGAAGGCAAAUGAGCCCACUCACUUCACAGUGGACUGCACAGAGGCUGGGGAAGGUGAUGUCAGUGUUGGCAUUAAGUGUGAUGCCCGGGUGUUAAGUGACGAUGAGGAAGAUGUGGAUUUUGAUAUUAUUCACAAUGCCAACGACACGUUUACAGUCAAAUAUGUGCCUCCUGCUGCUGGGCGAUACACCAUCAAAGUUCUCUUUGCCUCACAGGAAAUCCCCGCCAGUCCUUUCAGAGUCAAAGUGGAUCCUUCUCACGAUGCCAACAAAGUGAAGGCUGAAGGCCCAGGGCUCAGCAAAGCAGGUGUGGAAAAUGGGAAACCCACUCACUUCACUGUCUACACCAAGGGCGCUGGGAAAGCCCCACUCAACGUGCAGUUCAGUAGCCCCAUUCCUGGUGAAGCAGUGAAGGACUUGGACAUCAUUGAUAAUUACGACUAUUCCCACACCGUUAAAUACACACCCACCCAGCAGGGCAAUAUGCACGUUCUGGUGACUUAUGGUGGGGACCCCAUUCCUAAAAGUCCUUUCACCGUGGGUGUUGCUGCCCCACUGGACGUGAGCAAGAUAAAAAUCAACGGUCUGGAAAACAGGGUCGAGGUGGGAAAGGAUCAGGAGUUUUCUGUGGACACCAAAGGGGCAGGAGGCCAGGGGAAGCUGGAUGUAACAAUUCUGAGCCCAUCUCGGAAGGUCGUGCCAUGCCUAGUGGCUCCUGUCGCAGGCCGGGAGAGCAGCACUGCCAAGUUCAUCCCCCGGGAGGAGGGGCUGUAUGCUGUCGAUGUGACCUACGAUGGACACCCCAUCCCCGGGAGCCCUUACACUGUGGAGGCCUCAUUGCCACCCGAUCCCACCAAGGUGAAGGCCCAUGGUCCUGGACUUGAAGGUGGUCUUGUGGGCAAGCCUGCUGAGUUCACCAUUGACACCAAAGGAGCUGGAACUGGAGGUUUGGGUCUAACCGUGGAAGGUCCGUGUGAGGCUAAAAUCGAAUGCUCUGACAAUGGCGAUGGGACCUGUUCUGUCUCUUACCUUCCCACAAAACCCGGGGAAUACUUUGUCAACAUUCUGUUUGAAGAAGUCCACAUACCGGGGUCCCCUUUCAAAGCCGACAUUGAAAUGCCAUUUGACCCCUCCAAGGUCAUAGCGUCAGGACCAGGUCUUGAGCAUGGGAAAGUGGGUGAAGCCGGAAUCCUUAGUGUUGACUGUUCAGAAGCAGGGCCUGGGGCCCUGGGCCUCGAAGCUGUCUCAGACUCAGGAGCAAAAGCUGAAGUCUGUAUUCAGAACAACAAAGAUGGCACCUACGCAGUAACAUACGUGCCACUGACAGCCGGCAUGUAUACCCUCACCAUGAAGUAUGGUGGCGAGCUGGUGCCACACUUCCCUGCCCGGGUCAAGGUGGAGCCUGCUGUGGACACCAGCAAGGUCAAAGUCUUCGGACCAGGAAUAGAAGGAAAAGAUGUAUUUCGGGAAGCCACCACCGACUUCACAGUAGACUCUAGACCCCUGACCCAGGUAGGGGGUGACCACAUCAAGGCCCACAUCAGCAACCCCUCUGGGGCCUCCACGGAAUGCUUUGUCACUGACAAUGCUGAUGGCACCUACCAGGUGGAGUAUACACCGUUUGAGAAAGGUCUCCAUGUAGUGGAGGUGACAUAUGACGAGGUGCCUGUCCCAAACAGUCCCUUCAAAGUGGCUGUAACUGAAGGCUGCCAUCCAUCUCGGGCCCAAGCCCACGGUCCUGGAUUGAAAGAAGCCUUUACCAACAAACCCAAUGUCUUCACUGUGGUUACCAGAGGGGCAGGAAUUGGCGGGCUUGGCAUCACUGUUGAAGGACCGUCAGAGUCCAAGAUAAACUGCAGAGACAACAAAGAUGGCAGCUGCAGUGCUGAGUACAUCCCCUUUGCUCCAGGGGAUUAUGAUGUUAAUAUCACUUACGGAGGAUCCCACAUCCCUGGUAGUCCCUUCAGGGUUCCUGUGAAAGAUGUCGUGGAUCCCAGCAAGGUCAAGCUUGCUGGCCCUGGGCUGGGCUCUGGUGUCCGAGCCUGUGUUCCACAGUUCUUCACAGUAGAUAGUAGCAAAGCCGGCCUGGCCCCACUGGAAGUAAGGGUCCUGGGCCCACGAGCUGAUGAGAUGGAUUCCCAGUCAUGGCACAGCCCCUCGAAAGCCAUGUCAGAGUUCUUUAAAGAUGACCCAAGGGGUGACUUUAUGGAGACAGGCCUGGUGGAGCCAGUGAACAUGGUGGACAAUGGCGAUGGCACACACACAGUGACUUACACCCCCUCUCAGGAGGGGCCUUACAUGAUCUCUGUUAAAUAUGCUGAUGAAGAGAUCCCUCGGAGUCCCUUUAAGGUCAAGGUCCUGCCCACGUACGAUGCCAGCAAGGUGACUGCCAGUGGCCCUGGCCUCAGUUCCUAUGGGGUGCCUGCCAGCCUGCCUGUGGAGUUUGCAAUUGAUGCCAGAGACGCUGGGGAAGGCUUGCUUGCUGUGCAGAUAACGGACCAAGAGGGAAAACCCAAAAGAGCCAUGGUCCAUGACAAUAAAGAUGGCACAUAUGCUGUCACCUACAUCCCUGACAAGACCGGGCGCUACAUGAUUGGGGUCACCUAUGGUGGAGACAACAUCCCAUUCUCUCCUUACCGCAUCCGGGCCACACAGACAGGUGAUGCCAGCAAGUGUCUAGCCACAGGUCCUGGCAUCGCCCCUAUUGUAAAAACUGGCGAGGAAGUAGGUUUUGUGGUGGACGCCAAGACUGCUGGGAAGGGGAAAGUGACCUGCACAAUUCUGACCCCAGACGGGACUGAGGCUGAGGCUGAUGUCAUCGAAAAUGAAGAUGGCACCUAUGAUAUUUUCUAUACAGCUGCCAAGCCAGGCACCUACGUGAUCUAUGUGCGCUUUGGAGGCGUGGAUAUUCCUAACAGCCCCUUUACUGUCAUGGCCACGGAUGGGGAAGUGACAGCCAUGGAGGAGGCACCGGUGACUGAGGAGGCCUAUGUCCCAGUGAGUGACAUGAACGGCCUGGGAUUUAAGCCUUUCGACUUGGUCAUUCCCUUUGCGGUCAGGAAAGGAGAAAUAACAGGAGAGGUCCACAUGCCUUCUGGGAAGACAGCCACACCUGAGAUUGUGGACAACAAGGAUGGAACUGUCACCGUCAGAUAUGCCCCCACUGAGGUUGGGCUCCACGAGAUGCACAUCAAGUACAUGGGCAGCCAUAUCCCUGAGAGCCCUCUCCAGUUCUACGUGAACUACCCCAACAGUGGCAGUGUUUCUGCCUACGGUCCAGGCCUGGUGUAUGGAGUUGCCAACAAAACUGCCACCUUCACCAUCGUCACCGAGGAUGCAGGAGAAGGCGGUCUGGACCUGGCUAUCGAGGGGCCUUCCAAGGCGGAAAUCAGCUGCAUUGAUAACAAAGACGGGACAUGCACAGUGACCUAUUUGCCCACGCUGCCAGGCGACUACAGCAUUCUGGUCAAGUACAAUGACAAGCACAUUCCUGGCAGCCCCUUCACAGCCAAGAUCACAGAUGACAGCAGGCGCUGCUCCCAGGUGAAGCUGGGCUCCGCUGCUGACUUCCUGCUGGACAUCAGCGAGACGGACCUCAGCACGCUGACUGCCAGCAUCAAGGCCCCGUCUGGGCGCGACGAGCCCUGCCUGCUGAAGAGGUUGCCCAACAACCACAUUGGCAUCUCCUUCAUCCCCCGGGAGGUGGGUGAACACCUGGUCAGCAUCAAGAAGAAUGGCAACCAUGUGGCCAACAGCCCGGUGUCUAUUAUGGUGGUUCAGUCUGAGAUCGGAGAUGCACGCAGAGCCAAAGUCUAUGGCCGAGGCCUAUCAGAAGGCCGUACUUUUGAAAUGUCUGACUUCAUCGUGGACACAAGAGAUGCAGGUUACGGUGGCAUCUCCUUGGCAGUGGAGGGCCCCAGCAAGGUGGACAUCCAGACAGAGGACCUGGAGGAUGGCACGUGCAAGGUCUCCUACUUCCCCACGGUGCCAGGGGUUUAUAUCGUCUCCACCAAAUUUGCUGAUGAGCAUGUGCCUGGGAGUCCCUUUACUGUGAAGAUCAGUGGUGAGGGAAGAGUCAAGGAGAGCAUCACUCGGACCAGCCGGGCUCCAUCUAUGGCCACUGUUGGGAGCAUCUGUGAUCUGAAUCUGAAAAUCCCAGAAAUCAACAGCAGUGACAUGUCAGCCCAUGUCACCAGCCCCUCUGGCCGUGUGACUGAGGCAGAGAUUGUGUCUAUGGGGAAGAACUCACACUGCGUCAGAUUCGUGCCCCAGGAGAUGGGUGUUCACACGGUCAGCGUCAAGUACCGUGGGCAGCACGUAACGGGCAGUCCCUUCCAGUUCACUGUGGGGCCCCUUGGUGAAGGGGGUGCCCACAAGGUACGCGCAGGAGGCCCUGGCCUGGAGAGAGGAGAAGCAGGAGUCCCGGCCGAGUUCAGCAUCUGGACCCGGGAAGCAGGCGCUGGGGGCCUCUCCAUUGCUGUUGAGGGUCCCAGUAAGGCCGAGAUUACAUUUGAUGACCAUAAAAACGGGUCAUGCGGUGUGUCUUAUAUUGCCCAAGAACCUGGUAUACAUGCAUAUAUUUUGUACUGGGAAUGUGCAAUGGGACCCCAGACUCCCAGGCCCAGUCAGUGUUUGGCACUGGACGGGAACACCAAGCGCCAUAACCUGUCUAAUACAUUGAAUUCUCAGGAAUCGGGAUUAAAAGUGAACCAGCCAGCAUCCUUUGCUAUAAGGUUGAAUGGCGCAAAGGGCAAGAUCGACGCAAAGGUGCAUAGCCCCUCAGGAGCUGUGGAGGAAUGCCAUGUGUCUGAGCUGGAGCCUGACAAGUACGCCGUGCGCUUCAUCCCCCACGAGAACGGCGUCCACACCAUCGAUGUGAAGUUCAACAGGAGCCACGUGGUUGGAAGCCCCUUCAAAGUGCGCGUCGGGGAGCCCGGACAAGCGGGGAAUCCUGCCCUGGUGUCUGCCUAUGGCACAGGCCUCGAGGGGGGCACCACAGGCAUCCAGUCUGAAUUCUUCAUCAACACCACCCGGGCAGGCCCAGGGACCUUAUCCGUCACCAUUGAAGGCCCAUCUAAGGUCAAAAUGGAUUGCCAGGAAACCCCAGAAGGGUACAAGGUCAUGUACACACCCAUGGCCCCUGGAAACUACCUGAUCAGUGUCAAAUAUGGUGGGCCCAACCACAUCAUGGGCAGUCCCUUCAAGGCCAAAGUGACAGGCCAGCGUCUGGUCAGCCCAGGCUCAGCCAACGAGACCUCAUCUAUCCUGGUGGAAUCUGUGACCAGAUCCUCAACAGAGACCUGCUAUAGUGCCAUCCCCAAGUCGUCCUCGGAUGCCAGCAAGGUGACCUCCAAGGGGGCAGGGCUCUCAAAGGCCUUUGUGGGCCAGAAGAGCUCCUUCCUGGUGGACUGCAGCAAAGCUGGUUCCAACAUGUUGCUGAUCGGGGUCCAUGGGCCCACCACCCCCUGCGAAGAGGUCUCCAUGAAACAUGUGGGCAACCAGCAGUAUAACGUCACAUACGUGGUCAAGGAGAGGGGGGAUUACGUUCUGGCUGUGAAGUGGGGGGAGGAGCACAUUCCCGGCAGCCCCUUUCAUGUCACAGUGCCUUAAACCAGUUUGUGUGCAAUCCCGGGGGGGGCAUCAUUCUUGUGGUUGCUUUUGUGGCUUGUUUGUAAAUUCGUUUUUAUACAGUGUCCUCGGCCUCUUGGUGGCUCUGAAACCCCAUCCCCACACAUUGCCCAUUCGAGGUGCUUUCCAAAGUCCGUUCUAGACUUGCCUCUUGAGGGCUGCGGUGGAAAGUUGCAAGCCAUGCAGACCCAUCCAAAUGGGCCCUUGGCACAUUCACUGCAGACAGACAAGAAUACCAGCAAGACCCACUUCCACAGUGAUGCUGGCUAGCCCACACUACUGGUUCUCUCUUGAACAUUUCUCAAACAAGACUCGGGGGUGGCGAGAGGCAGAGGAAAAGAGGAGCCCUCAUUUAGGUUGUCUUUUAGCAAAGGAGAUGGCUUAAAAGCAGCCUGAUCUAGUCCAGGGCCUGGAUUCUGUGAAGCAAAGCCUGUCCCGUGGUUGCCAUCUGACACAUCGCCCCCGCUUGCCUCGUACCCUGCCCGAUCCAUCAUCAUGCACCCUGGCCUUCUGACAUUUCCUCACGGGUGGAGUGUGCCAGUGACAGAUGGCUUCCCCAUACCUCUGCCCUGCUUCUGCUGAUCAUUCCCUUGCAGUCAGAGGGACUAUUGGCAGCCGUAUGUCUGCUUUUGUUUCCAGGUCUGUUUCCGUGUCUCCAUUCCUUAGCCAAGGAAGUUGUGUGCAGGGGGAAGCAGCAGCCACUUGCCAAAGAUCCUUCCUAACACACUAGCCUUUUUUUUUUUUUAACACACAUGCCCCAGCUGUUCUGCAGCCUGGCAAGUCUUACCAAAGCCUAUAAGAGAUCUCAGAUGGGUUCUGUGUGAUGAACCCUGUCCAUUGUCAGAGCACACAUCCCAGCCAGCCUCCUGAGUUGCUGUUUCUGGAAAACAAUUAUUAUUUUUUUUAAUAUAGGAAAGAAUGAACUUCUCGCUGGCAUUUGGCCUGAAAGGGAACUGGGGGGUGGGGGGGAGCGGUUCAUUGGUGAUCUCUUUACCAUUUGGCAAAAACAGCCACAGCUGUGGAGCUGCCCGUGGUCACGCUUUGACAACGACCCGGCAUCAUCCGGGGCUGCUGGGGAAGCGGCUCACAGGUGGGCCUCCCACAGCGGGUGCAGGGCAUUUUCCAAGGCUUCCCUCAGACCCUAGCCGGCUUGAGGGCAAAGUUAAAGCAACGGAAGACUUUCCCCCUGCGGCAUCGUGUGGUCUGAUGGGUAGACAUUCUGAUUUGCUGCUGAGCCCUGAGCAGGUGGCUGUUGUGGUCCCAGAUCGGGCAGGGGCGAGGUGCCCACCCCGGCUCUGAGGCCAGGCACCAAAGCCCACCAGGGAAGGACUGCGAGGUUGUAAACUGGGAUAUGGAAGCCAAACUGGAAUCAAAUGCCGACUGUAAAUUGUAUCGUAUAACUUAUUAAAUAAAAUGUGUGCUUCAUAAAGUU
Messenger RNA from Dipodomys ordii (Ord's kangaroo rat), 9452 nucleotides. It is a transcript of the gene Flnb, whose product is annotated as filamin B, beta. Lineage: Eukaryota; Metazoa; Chordata; Mammalia; Rodentia; Heteromyidae. Bases 125 to 8002 code for a protein of 2625 amino acids. Gene Ontology annotation, molecular function: actin filament binding. The transcript is spliced from 46 exons. Gene Ontology annotation, biological process: actin cytoskeleton organization. The record is from RefSeq and is a predicted model, not a curated record.